UCCAUCUUACACAGAUACAGGAAAACACAAAAGAAUCCAUGGAAGCUUUGUGGAAUAUGGAGGAAAAAUGGAAGCUAACAACCCAAGAAGCAAUCGUCCUAUUGGCUUGUGCUGCCUCUGCAGUCAUCGGGCUUUGUGCGGCUGUGGUGCUAAAAAGGAAGGCCCAAGAGAAGAAGACGAAGAAUAUUACCGUCGGGCUGGAAGGUGGGAAAUGGUCCGAGCCCAACUGCCAUUGGGUUUCGGUCAAAAGGGCUUUGAUGGGCUCGGUGAGGUGGAGUGAGGCGGCAAAGUGGGAGCGGUCACCACAACUUCUUGGUGUUGAAGGAGGCAGUUUGGGGUGGCAAAGUCAUAACUCGGAGUCGCCGGUGUGGCAGCGGCCGAUUCUUAUGGGGGAGAAAUGUGCAAUGCCGAGGUUUAGCGGGCUGAUUCUAUACGAUGAACGAGGCCAGUUAAUAGAUCAGUCCCUCAAUCAAGGAUCUCUAAUGGUUGACAAUGUUCAUCAGGUUAUCACAUACAAAAGCAUUUUUAAAUUUUUUUUUUUUUUUUUUAUAUAUGAACGUACUUGUUUUUUUCCAGUAAUUAACAAAUAGGUGAAGCAAAGUGAUUGUUAUUUAUGAUUUAU
Tripterygium wilfordii is the source of this 622-nucleotide messenger RNA. RefSeq lists its product as uncharacterized. NCBI's taxonomy places the organism in Eukaryota, Viridiplantae, Streptophyta, Magnoliopsida, Celastrales, Celastraceae. The coding region runs from base 39 to 590 and encodes 183 amino acids. The transcript has a single exon. The record is from RefSeq and is a predicted model, not a curated record.